AUGGAUUUGCACUUGACUCCAGGUCUCUGCGUAAAUCCUUUUGUUUUGGUGGGCACGCAGUGCGUUCACUUACUUCCGACAUCAGUUUCUUGGAAGAAUGCACGCACCCAGUGUGGACGAGAUGGCGGAGAUCUGAUUGUUUUAGACGAUUGCGAGCAGUACCACAAGGUUUACCUCUACCUCGCCGAAGAAAGUGGCAUCGCCAACACUGGAUUUUGGAUCGGGGGCUCAGAUGAGGCCGUGGAAGGACAAUGGUACUGGAUUGAUGGUUCUCCGAUGGUCAUGGGUCUGCCAUUCUGGGGAAAUGCAGCUACUGGGAAGAACCCAACGAGCCUGGAGUGGAGAACUGCCUGGAGCUGAGUUACGUGUGGAUGUACCGCUUCAGCAACACGCUGUGCAGUAACGUGCGACGGGUGAUUUGCGAGACAGACC
Hyalella azteca is the source of this 432-nucleotide messenger RNA. Its product is annotated as C-type lectin domain family 4 member E-like. The transcript has 3 exons. NCBI's taxonomy places the organism in Eukaryota, Metazoa, Arthropoda, Malacostraca, Amphipoda, Hyalellidae. The coding region runs from base 1 to 360 and encodes 119 amino acids. Gene Ontology annotation, molecular function: signaling receptor activity. The record is from RefSeq and is a predicted model, not a curated record.